GGGAGUGGAGGAGCAGUACAUUUCUCGCCUUCAUUCUCAGCACGGGAGACAGACAGACAGGAAUGAAAGCUUUUCCUCGGAGUUGAGGAGGAGGUACGGCUCUGGUCACGAAUGAACCGGCGAACACGAGUGUGUGGAAAACUGCGCCGCUCCGACACUAGGACAUGACGAGGAAUAUGUGGACACUUUGCCGGGAUAUUUAGAAAGCGUCGCGGCAUGAAUUCAGGAUACUGAUUAGAGUUGACACCAGCCCUGCUCCAGUAGCAACUCUCUCCAUACUUCACCUCCAACCCCCUCCUUUACUCCGAAACCAGGAAAUCGACUUGCAGUGCUGCUUAUCCUUCUUCCCGCAGAUUAAAGAAACACACCAGAGCCCUUCAGUUGGGUUAUCGAUGAGGAUCUCGUCGAUAUAGUCGUUUUCUCUUUUGCCUUUGGGAGUUCGGCUUUACGUCUGAAGAGGAUCUGCACUGUCGUCGAACAAUGAGCGAGUCGAGUAUCUGUCAGGCGCGAGCCACUGUGAUGAUCUAUGAUGAUGGCAAUAAGAAGUGGAUCCCGGCAGGCACGGGCACCCAGGCUUUCAGCAGGGUCCAGAUCUACCACAAUCCCAGCAAUAAUGCAUUCAGAGUGGUGGGACGCAAGAUGCAGGCUGACCAGCAGGUCGUGAUAAACUGUCCAAUUGUAAAGACUUUAAAAUAUAAUCAGGCCACUCCCAACUUCCACCAGUGGCGGGACGCCCGGCAGGUAUGGGGUCUGAAUUUUGGCAGUAAGGAGGACGCGGCACUGUUUGCCAACGGCAUGAUGCACGCACUUGAGGUCCUGAACUCCUUGCCUGAUGGAGGGUACUCCACGCGGCCUGUGUCAAAUGGACCGUCUCCAGAAGAGCUUGAGCAGCAGAGAAGAUUGGAACAACAGAGGUUGGAGCAGCAAGAGAGAGAACGACAGGAAAGAGAGAGACUAGAGCGAGAGAGACUAGAGCGAGAACGACAAGCAGCUCCAGUCAUUCCUCCAGCACCUCCAUUAGCCGUUGGAGGCCCUCCGGCUCAUCCUGGACCACCACCUCCCCCGGGGCCUCCUCCCUCUGGUCCGCCCCCACCACCUGGACCUCCCCCCUCUCUAGGAGGAGGAGCUCCACCACCACCUGGACCUCCCCCCUCAGGAGGCGGCGGAGCUCCACCACCACCCCCUCUGCCCUCUUCUGGAGGAGAUGGAGGUGGAGGACUGGGGGGCGGAGGUCUCGCCGCUGCCCUGGCAGGAGCCAAACUCCGCAAAGUGCCCAAGGAUGAUUCUGGUAGUGGAGCUGUUGUUGUCAGCAGCGUUGCAGCCAGUGUUUCAGCAGCUCCUAAAGCAGACAGCAGUCGCAGCAGUGUGUCUAUGCCCAGUGGAGGAGGAGGCCUGAUGGGUGAGAUGAGCGCGAUACUGGCACGACGGAGAAAAGUUACAGAUAAAGGAGAGAAGCCACCCCCCAAAGUAGAAGAGCCCAAUAAUGAUGAUUCUGAAACCCCCGGUGACUUUAGGAGACCAUGGGAAAAAUCAGCUACUAUGCCCAGGACUAAUUCAGCGCUCAGAGGUCUGGACUCACCUUCUCCCUCUGGCACAAUUACCAGGAUGAAAUCUGUUAACCAAUCAACAGAGGCUGAUAGUGGAGAAGGAGAGUCCGAGAUGGAACGAAUUAAACAGGAACUGCUAGAGGAGGUGAGAAAAGAGCUUCAGAAGGUUAAGAAUGAAAUCAUCGGAGCCUUCAUUCAGGAGUUACAAAAAAGAGGAUCUACAUAGUCCUGCAGAAAUCGAUGGGACCACCUCCUGAGUAGCCCAGGGAUAUACACAUGUACACAAGCAUCCAGGGACUUCACCCCUAAUCAUUACCAUUCAAACCAACAUGAGUUUUCUUGUAGCUAGCUUUAUCUCUGCCCAUUUGUCUUUGAUAUUCAGCCCUUUUCUUCUUUCUCAUUUACGUUCACAUAAUAUUUUACAUGCCAUACCAACCCCCUUUUCUCAUCUUGUACACACUUGAUUCUUGUAAUCCACAGUACAUAAAGCCAGACAUCCUCUCCAUAAACUCAGUACUUGCCUAAUGUUAUUUCUAUUCAGGGACUUGAGCAUAUCAGUUAUCCCAGUGACUGUAAUGGGCAUAAACAGCCCCUUAUGAGCAACAGGGCCACAAGCUAUGAUGGAGGCAAAAACAAGACCUGCAGUACACACACUGUCCACCACACACACAUCUUUUAUUUGGGAAAUAUUCACACCAAGGCCUGAUUUAGCGACUGUCUCUGUUCAGGGGGGGCGGGGGACAUAUGCUUCAGAUAGAUAACUUCUGUAGCCAGUUGUUUGUGUGUGUGGUUGUGGGUUUGUGUGAAUGCAAUUGCCUCCUUUUAUCUGUGCCAUCUUGUAUGCUUAUGCCCACCGCUAUCCGGUGGUUCAAAGCAGCCAUUCUUACAGCUUCAGCCAUUGUUUGAGAGAUGUUUGCAAACUGUGUUGAGAUAUAAAAUACUACAAUGGCCAUGAUCAUUUUUGUCUUUUGGCCAUGCCAAACUGCCUUGGAAAAUACAUAUAAAUAUAAUUAUAUAUUAGGUGUGUGUGUAUGUGUGCGUGUGUGUAUGUGUAUAUAUACAUAUAUAUAUAUAUAUAUAUAUAUAUAUAUAUAUAUAUAUA
Molecule: messenger RNA, 2649 nt
Organism: Xyrauchen texanus (razorback sucker)
Lineage: Eukaryota; Metazoa; Chordata; Actinopteri; Cypriniformes; Catostomidae
Product: vasodilator-stimulated phosphoprotein-like
Exons: 14
Coding region: 481-1773 (430 amino acids)
Biological process (GO): actin cytoskeleton organization; positive regulation of actin filament polymerization; neural tube closure
Molecular function (GO): SH3 domain binding; profilin binding
Source: RefSeq, a predicted model, not a curated record